Camelina sativa (false flax) is the source of this 726-nucleotide messenger RNA. Lineage: Eukaryota; Viridiplantae; Streptophyta; Magnoliopsida; Brassicales; Brassicaceae. The record is from RefSeq and is a predicted model, not a curated record.
AUGACCACAUUCAUGUUUGUGUAUAAGGAGACACUCACCAGUACUAAGUCAGCAGAAGAGCUUCCACGCGAGAUGAUAGAGAUUAUAGAGGAAUACAAGGAUGUAUUUCCAGAAGAGAUACCUCCAGGUUUGCCGCCAAUACAUGGGAUAGAGCAUCAGAUCGAUUUGGUACCAGGUUCAGCACUACCGAACAGACCCUCUUACAGAACUAAUCCAGUGGAGACCAAAGAGCUUCAGAAGCAAGUAGAAGAGCUGAUGAGCAAGGGACAUAUCCGAGAGAGUCUCAGUCCAUGUGCAGUACCAGUUUUGCUUGUACCAAAGAAAGAUGGCUCAUGGAGGAUGUGUGUUGAUUACAGAGCUAUUAACAACAUUACAGUGAAGUACAGACAUCCGAUUCCGAGAUUAGAUGACAUGCUGGACAAGUUAUGUGGUUCAACAUCCAAGCUUGCUGGAAAUGUAUUCGCAAAUCUGAGGACUAGUAGCUUUGGUGAAAAUGUCCGCCAGUUGGUCUUUGCUUGGAGUGUAACACGGCAAGACUACACCUUCUUCAAUAUUUUCUCACACUUUAUGGCAAUCUACCUCAAUGUGCUUUGUCCUUUCAUGGAAGACCGAGUUGGUUGCUAUGUGAAUCGCUGCCUUAUUGUCACAAUGCAUAGUGAUUGGUUGAUCAGACUCCACUCCAAGAUCCUUGAGGAGGCUUUUGAGCCAUGUGAGCUUGUUGGUUAG